AAAACAUGACGACUGGGACUAUCGUUACACCAACGAAUGUGUUAGUCCUGGGGCCGGUUGACAGACACAAAGCUGGUGUAUACAUGUGUAAGGCGAUCAACCAUGGGAUGACACACAGCAGGAACAUAUCUACCAGAAUAAUUGUGAAUUAUGGACCUGACUCUGUAAAUGUCAACGUAUCGUCCAAAUUCAAUGUCACAGAAGGGCAUGUUGCUCCGAGAAUUACCUGCACGACUUCCUGUUGGCCAGAAUGCGCAUACACAUGGAGAAACGCGACCUCUGGAGCUACCAUGGCAACCUCACGUGUGCUAGACCUCGGUCACGUGAACAGAUACAUGACUGCAACGUACACUUGCAAAGCUAGCAACAAUGAUAUCAGUCUUCACAAAGAAACAAAUAUCACGAUGAAUGUGUACUACGGCCCAGAUCGUGUUCACGUUAGUCAGCCGUCAGAAUUUAUCGUCACCGAAGGCCAACUGGCACCGAAUAUCACUUGCAAGGGUGACUGCUUGCCGGAAUGUUUAUACUCAUGGACGAACCUGACAUCUGGGACAACUGUGGCCCUAAGGGAGAGUCUAGUACUUGGCCAUUCGAACAGAUACAUGGCUGGAGUGUACAUGUGCAAAGCAAACAACGCUGCAACCUGUCGUAAUGUAAACGGCUCCACUCGAAUGUUUGUAAUUUACGGCCCCGACUCACUAAAUUUCAACGUUCCCCGACAGUACACAGUCACAGAGGGCGAGGUGGUACCGACGGUAACCUGCUCGGCCGAUUGUUGGCCGGGAUGUACAUAUACGUGGAGGAAUAUGACUUACGGUGACACAUUACCAAACACUGGAAUGUUAACAUUGGGUCGGGUUAACAAAUAUGCUGCUGGGGAAUACAGCUGCGACGCGUACAACAACGGGAACGGUUUGAAGAAAAGCACAUCUAUCAGGAUUAUAGUGAACUAUGCAUCCAUAGAUAGCCACCAACAAACUAUUUUCAUCAGCGCAGUAACCGGAGGAUGUGGAGCCUGUAUUGUGAUCCUUAUUGCAGUCGUCUGCUGUUGCAGGAGAUAUCGACAUCGAUGCACACGCACAGGGCAACAAAAUGAAUCGGCUAUUAUAAGAAAAGACACUGCUGCAAGUCACUUUUCCAACGCGGAAACGAUUACCAAUGCCGAACAUACGUAUACUGGACUGCAAAGAGACCAACAAAAUGUUCGCGUUGUAGAAUAUCAGAACGUGACAGUAGAACCAACAGAUCACGAUUACGAGCAACUCGACGAUGAUCUGUACGUUAACCAGUUGUCGAUUUCGUGAACGUGAAAUAGCUGGUGUGAAGCAGACCGUACAUCACGUUUUCCCUGUAGUUGGUUUUAACAUACCACCAGAGAACGGCGAUUCGAAAGUGACAUAACGCUUAAAAACCAAUGCUUGUGUUGAAUCUCACGCAUGUGUGCUUAUUGUCAAUGAAUAAGACCAAGUGUCAAAUAUAUUUGUUCAAAAGUUA
This is a messenger RNA of Dreissena polymorpha, 1494 nucleotides long. Its product is annotated as carcinoembryonic antigen-related cell adhesion molecule 20-like. Bases 6 to 1304 code for a protein of 432 amino acids. The transcript is spliced from 9 exons. Gene Ontology annotation, cellular component: cell-cell junction. The record is from RefSeq and is a predicted model, not a curated record. Gene Ontology annotation, biological process: cell-cell adhesion. Gene Ontology annotation, molecular function: cell adhesion molecule binding. Lineage: Eukaryota; Metazoa; Mollusca; Bivalvia; Myida; Dreissenidae.